This is a messenger RNA of Tachysurus vachellii, 4963 nucleotides long. RefSeq lists its product as uncharacterized. Gene Ontology annotation, biological process: response to cytokine; heterophilic cell-cell adhesion; leukocyte tethering or rolling. NCBI's taxonomy places the organism in Eukaryota, Metazoa, Chordata, Actinopteri, Siluriformes, Bagridae. The record is from RefSeq and is a predicted model, not a curated record. The transcript is spliced from 30 exons. The coding region runs from base 153 to 4658 and encodes 1501 amino acids. Gene Ontology annotation, molecular function: sialic acid binding; oligosaccharide binding; calcium ion binding. Gene Ontology annotation, cellular component: membrane; external side of plasma membrane.
CACGGUCCAGGCAGAAGUUGAGCCACCUAUAUAAAUCACCCUCACAGCAGCUCUGAGCUCACAUAACUGAACCACACAACACAUAGAGACAUUCAUCCUAUCCUGAUAUUGUGACUAUACCUCCAAUUAUUACAUCCAGAGAAUUACUUACAAUGCAUUUCUACAAGACUCAAAAACCCACAAUUGCUACAUUUUUCAUCCUUCUCCUAUCAAUGUUGAAUCAGUGGCCAGGAGUUGAAGGCUGGUCGUACCAUUCCUCAAAUUAUACCAUGACUUGGACAAAAGCCCGUGAAUGGUGUCAGAGUCACUACACAGACAUGGUGGCAAUUCAAAACCAUGCCGAAAUUGAAUACCUCAAUGAAAUACUCCCCUGGGUAUCAGGAUACUAUUGGAUUGGUAUUCGCAAAAUUGACAAUGUCUGGACCUGGGUCGGAACCAAUAAACAUCUGACAGCUGAGGCUGAGAACUGGGCCACAGGGGAACCUAAUAACGGACGCAACAAUGAGGACUGUGUGGAGAUCUACAUUCGGAGAGUCCAAGACAGUGGCAAGUGGAAUGAUGAGUCCUGCAUGAAGGAGAAGACGGCACUAUGUUACACUGCAUCCUGUAAGAACGACUCCUGUAGUUAUCAUGGAGAGUGUGUUGAGACCAUCAACAACCACAGCUGUAACUGUUUAGAGGGUUUUUACGGAGACAAGUGUGAACAUGUUGUUAAAUGCGAAGCAAAGGAAAUCUCUGCUCCUGAGCAUGGCAGCGUUCAAUGCCACCACCCUAAUGGAAAUUUCUCAUACAAUUCCGAAUGUGAGUAUUCCUGUGAUGAAGGCUACAACUUAGUUGGUGCGAAAACAACACAGUGUGGUGGCACUGAAGCAUGGUCCAACAAACCCCCAACCUGUGAGCUAGUCCAGUGCGUCAGUCUAAAUGUGAUUCUUCAUGGAACCAUACAGUGCAAUCAUACGAUUAAACCCUUCAGCUAUCAGUCCUCCUGUGAGUUUAGCUGUGAAGAAGGGUACAAACUAACAGGUUCCAGCUACAGCUUGCUGAUGUGUAACGCCUCUGGACAGUGGAAUGACUCACAGCCCACCUGUGAAGCAGUCCGCUGUCCGACUCUUGAGAAGCCAGUGGAUGGUGAAAUGAUCUGCAGUGGUGAUAGUUUUGGGAGCAGCUGCACGUUCAGCUGUAACGUUGGGUUUCACCUGCUGGGCACGUCAGAGCUCACGUGCACAAAAACUGCUCAGUGGAACCAGGAGACACCAUCCUGUAAAGCUGUUCAGUGCCCUGCGCUCCAGACUCCACAGAAUGGCAUUGUGUCCUGUACAGACCAGACUCUCAGUAAAGGCUCUAUAUGCAGCUUUACCUGUAGUGAGGGCUUCAUCCUGGAGGGUGCAUUGAACACAGAGUGUACAGAUGCAGGAGAAUGGAGCACUAAAAUCCCCAGCUGCACAGCAGUCCGCUGUCCGACUCUUGAGAAGCCAGUGGAUGGUGAAAUGAUCUGCAGUGGUGAUAGUUUUGGGAGCAGCUGCACGUUCAGCUGUAACGUUGGGUUUCACCUGCUGGGCACGUCAGAGCUCACGUGCACAAAAACUGCUCAGUGGAACCAGGAGACACCAUCCUGUAAAGCUGUUCAGUGCCCUGCGCUCCAGACUCCACAGAAUGGCAUUGUGUCCUGUACAGACCAGACUCUCAGUAAAGGCUCUAUAUGCAGCUUUACCUGUAGUGAGGGCUUCAUCCUGGAGGGUGCAUUGAACACAGAGUGUACAGAUGCAGGAGAAUGGAGCACUAAAAUCCCCAGCUGCACAGCAGUCCGCUGUCCGACUCUUGAGAAGCCAGUGGAUGGUGAAAUGAUCUGCAGUGGUGAUAGUUUUGGGAGCAGCUGCACGUUCAGCUGUAACGUUGGGUUUCACCUGCUGGGCACGUCAGAGCUCACGUGCACAAAAACUGCUCAGUGGAACCAGGAGACACCAUCCUGUAAAGCUGUUCAGUGCCCUGCGCUCCAGACUCCACAGAAUGGCAUUGUGUCCUGUACAGACCAGACUCUCAGUAAAGGCUCUAUAUGCAGCUUUACCUGUAGUGAGGGCUUCAUCCUGGAGGGUGCAUUGAACACAGAGUGUACAGAUGCAGGAGAAUGGAGCACUAAAAUCCCCAGCUGCACAGCAGUCCGCUGUCCGACUCUUGAGAAGCCAGUGGAUGGUGAAAUGAUCUGCAGUGGUGAUAGUUUUGGGAGCAGCUGCACGUUCAGCUGUAACGUUGGGUUUCACCUGCUGGGCACGUCAGAGCUCACGUGCACAAAAACUGCUCAGUGGAACCAGGAGACACCAUCCUGUAAAGCUGUUCAGUGCCCUGCGCUCCAGACUCCACAGAAUGGCAUUGUGUCCUGUACAGACCAGACUCUCAGUAAAGGCUCUAUAUGCAGCUUUACCUGUAGUGAGGGCUUCAUCCUGGAGGGUGCAUUGAACACAGAGUGUACAGAUGCAGGAGAAUGGAGCACUAAAAUCCCCAGCUGCACAGAAGUGAGAUGUCCUGACCUCCAGAAGCCAAACAAUGGCCUCAUCAACUGUUCCUCCGAGCCGCUCUUCAACACUACCUGUUCCUUUAGCUGUCUUGAUGACUACCAGCUUCAUGGUAACGAGAUGGUAUUGUGCAGCCUCAAUGGCAACUGGACUGGAGAGGUGCCUGAGUGCCAAGCUCAUCCUGUGUCCUUCAGCCCAUCUUUGGUAUCUGGCCUGACCAUGGGUUUAGGAGGCAUCACUGCAUUUUCCAGCUUUGCUUUUGUUUUCUGGAUAUUAAAGAGACUCAGAAAUUUGAAAGCUAAGAAGUUUGACCUCAGAUACGUCUACAAUGGCUCAUCUACCAAUAAUUGGAUGAGGUUUAUUACUAUGAUGCGCAUGAUUCCUGCUGGAGGCCUGGUGUUACUUGUGAGUCUUUAUGCACAAACACAUCUUUUGCUGUCCAUAAGUUUAACAUCUGUUUUUGUCAUGAGCUGGACCUACACAUAUUCCAGUGAGGUGAUGACCUGGACCGAGGCCAAAGCAUGGUGUGAAAAUCGAUCCAGUUGGAUGAUGGUUAUUCCAAAUGAAGAACACAACAACUACCUUAAAGAUAAUCUCCCGCAGAAGCCUAAAAUCUAUUAUUGGAUUGGACUCAGAAAGACUCAGGACAUUUGGACUUGGCAGGGGACAGCACAGAUGUUGGAGAAUGGUGGAUCCUGGGCUAACAAUGAACCAAAUAACAAAAAGCAAGAUGAGGACUGUGUAGAAAUAUACAUUAAUAAUGGGACACAAAAUGGCAAGUGGAAUGAUGAAAAGUGCAGCAAAAAGAAGCGUGCCUUGUGUUAUGGCGAGGCUGGGAAUCUGGAUGGUGUACAUCGUAACCUUCAAACAGGGUGGGCACCCAGUGACAUACCACCUCAAACUCCUAACAUCUACUCCUCAUGGACCGUAUCUAAAGCAUCAUGUUCUGAGAAGUCAUGCAGCAGGAAUGCUGAAUGUGUGGAGGAAAUCAACAACUACACAUGCAAGUGUAAUCCAGGGUUCACUGGUCCUAUGUGUAUGGAUGCUGUGACCUGUAAUCCGCCUGUGAGCCCUCAGAAGGGUAACCUGACCUGUAAAAAUCCAGUGGGAAAUUUCUCGUACCGUUCAUCGUGUGCUGUGAGCUGUGAGGAAGGAUACACACUCAGAGGACAGAACACACUCACCUGCCUCAAGACUGGCAACUGGUCAGCAGAAACACCAUCAUGUGAAGUUAUAAGGUGCAACGCUCUCGGUUCUGUUCAUCGUGGCUCCAUGCAUUGUACAGACUUGUUGGAAAAGUUCGCUUAUGGCUCCAUUUGUCAGUUUGAGUGUGAUGUUGGCUUUCUCUUGAUGGGUUCAAAUCACACCCACUGUGGCUCAGAGGGGAAGUGGACCCACAAUCCUCCAGUGUGUCAAGCUGUUACCUGUGACCAGAUUGUGACCCCCACAAAUAGUCACAUGACCUGCACUGAUCCACUGGGAAAUUUCUCGUACCGUUCAUCGUGUGCUGUGAGCUGUGAGGAAGGAUACACACUGAGAGGACAGAACACACUCACCUGCCUCAAGACCGGCAACUGGUCAGCAGAAACACCAUCAUGUGAAGUUGUUCAGUGCCCUCCAAUUGCCACUGUGCUCACUAAUGGUAGAAUAAACUGCAACCAUCCACUGAACUCAAACAGCUACAACUCUACAUGUGUGUUUAUGUGUGAAGAGGGCUUUGAGCUGAGAGGGUCAUACACAACCCUGUGUGAUCACACUGGACAGUGGACACAUGACACCCCAAACUGCACAGGUAUGUUGUGUAAGGCUCUUACUGUGCCUGAUGGUGGCAUUGUGAACUGUUACAGAGGCAACAGCACUAUCUGCACAGUACAGUGCCCCUCGGCUUACCUGCUAAUUGGAGCACAUGAAUAUACCUGUAGGCCUGAUGGCUCAUGGAGCCAAUUUCAACCUCUAUGUGCAAGUUACAAACAUAUGCUUAUGACUUCGUCAGGAUGUGCAGUGCUUUCUACCAUCUGCUGCUGUAUGUUCUGCUGUUCCUACUGCAGAAAGAGAAAAAAGUCAGUGAAACAAAAUGAUCAAGAGGUGAUGACGCCAGUAUACGAUGCGGAUAAUGCACCACUGGAGGAGCCACUGAGCUCAGUGUGACAAUUCAGAUGGCAAAAUUGCUGUUUGUUUGACUCAUUAAAUUAACAUGUCUGUCAAUAAUUGCCAAUUCAACAUACUGUAUACCCAAAGGACCUUCCUGGUGAAAAGUUAAAACAGAGCAAGAAAAUGGAUGGACAGUUAAACUCUACUUCUGAACCUGUCUCUUUCUCUCAUGUUAACAAAUGCAAAAGUCUGUUAAAAAGCUGUUAAUGAUGAUAAAUUAGUGUGGAUUGGAGGAACCUGAGCAACAUUAACAAAAGCUGACAUUUAUGUAUGUAAUUAUAAAUAAACAGGUUUAAAAAAGG